This is a messenger RNA of Aspergillus pseudotamarii, 858 nucleotides long. RefSeq lists its product as uncharacterized. The record is from RefSeq and is a predicted model, not a curated record. Lineage: Eukaryota; Fungi; Ascomycota; Eurotiomycetes; Eurotiales; Aspergillaceae. The transcript has 2 exons. The coding region runs from base 67 to 681 and encodes 204 amino acids.
UCUACUGCCUGCUCACUUUGUGGGAAACCAAUUGUACUGUCCCCCCCCACCAGUUAACUAUUAAAUAUGCCCUUCUUUCCAAUGGGUACCGGGGUUCAAGCAGAGAAGGAUACAAGCACCACAUCCGGCGCAAUGCCAAUAUCCCCCGCGACGCAGAUCAAGAACCGUCGGAAACGUUACCUGGAUACUCACCCGGAGUAUUUCUCUGCUGAUCUCGAGCUAGCCGACCCGUUGCUGUACGAUCGCUUGAUCCGCCGAUUCCAGACACCGGCGGAACGAGAGGCUGAAGGGCGAGCCAAAGGAUUCUCAGGCAUACUUCAAGCAGAUCUUGACCGCUCCGAGGCUAAGUUGGAUGCCCUGUCUCAUCCGGAUCCCAAUGCAAUGUUUAGCUAUAGCCGUGGCCCAAACGGGGAAAUCCUCGCGGAGGACCAAGAUGAGAUACCGACGAGCAAGGAAGAAGGCGAAAAGAUCUGGCAAUGGGAGAUGACACUGCGAUUUAUAAGGGGCGAAGACCGUGACUUUGACUACACUACUGUGGAUGAGAAUGACGAUUAUGAUGACUGGAACGAAGAGCAAGAGCGAUAUUUCGAUGAAGAAGAACCUGAAUGGAUUGUUGAAGGCACAAGUGGCGAUGAUGUCCGAUCGAGAUUACAAGGGGAGACUGGCGUUCAAGACUUUUGAAAGUCCCACGUAGUUGGGAUGCACCGGUCACUUGAUGCCUUUGCGAUUGGCUCACUCUGAUGCAAGCUUUUGACCGUAUCGGGUGCACACACACAUUACGAAGUUUCUAGACCGAGACAAAGGAGUCAUUGAUGCUCUUGAGGGCAUUCUGAUUCUCCCCCCCCCCCCCAGCAUGCA